UGCUGAAGGAAGAGAGAAAGCCCUCCCUGACUGUCUCUUCCGUGCUCAGUCUGGUGAGAAGACUGUCGUUCCGGCCGCCUCAGCUCUGUGACCUCAGCUGCAGAGGUGUGAUUUGGGUCCCGUGACACUCAGGUCACCAUCCCGGCACCAGUGUCCGGUGGCUAGCCCGGCUCACGUGGCCAGAACAGUUCUGAAGACUGGGGCGGCCCUCAUUCCAUCCUGAGAAGGGCGGCAUCGGCCCAAGCGCUGUGGAAAUGAGAUAGUCUCGGUAUCUGUGGCUUCCGUCUCCAGGGAACUCAGGAGCAUCCCGUCUGUUAACCGAAUCUUGCUCUCUCACCCUGACUGGAGUACAGUGUGGCAUCAUCAUAGCUCACUGCAACCUCAAACUCCUGAGCUCAAGUGAUCCUACCGCCUCCGCCUCCCAGAGUGCUAAGAUUACAGGCAUGAGCCACCACGCCUAGCCCCUUAAUGUUUCUUGAAAGAGUGGAGUUUUCAUUCUCUCCUCCAGCUCCUCGGCGGCAGCAGACCAUUUCCACCACCAUUACUCCUUUGCAGACUGGUUGCCCAGUUCCCUCAAGGGGCACAUGAUGGCUUUGCCGUUUUAUCAGAGAUCCCACCAGCACUAUGAUCUCAGCUACCGCAACAAGGACCUUCGCACUACCGUGAGCCAUUACCAGCAGGACAAGAAGCGUUCUGCCAUCUACACCCAAGGCUCCACAGCCUACAGCACCCGCUCCUCGGCAGCGCACCGCCAGGAAUCGGAGGCCUUCAGCCAGGCGUCCGCCUCCUCCUACCAGCAGCAGGCCUCUCAGGCCUACAGUCUUGGGACCGCGCACUCCUCCCUGAGCUCUGAAGUCAGUCGGAAGGCAGCCUCAGCCUAUGACUAUGGCUACUCCCGUGGACUUACAGAUUCCAGUCUGCUGUUAGACGAUUAUUCAUCCAAGUUGAGUACCAAAACAAAGAGAGCCAAGCACAGCCUUCUAUCUGGAGAAGAGAAAGAAAAUCUACCAAGUGACUACAUGGUGCCUGUUUUCUCAGGACGUCAAGUGCAUGUCAGUGGAGUUACAGAUACAGAAGAAGAAAGAAUUAAAGAAGCUGCUGCUUACAUAGCCCAGAGGAAUCUUCUUGCUAGUGAGGAAGGAAUCAUAUCAUCUAAACAGUCCAAAGCGUCCAAACAGUCCACAGCAUCCAAACAGUCCCAAGCGUCCAAACGGUCUGUGGAAUCCAAACAGGCCACAUCCACUUUUCAACAGGAGGAAACUUUUGAGAAGAAGUCAAGGAAAGUUGCAAUUCGAGAAAAGGCAGAACACCUGUCACUGAGAAAAACAUUAGAAGAAACUGAGGCAUUUCAUGCCAAGUUGAAUGAAGACCAUCUUCUGCAUGCUCCUGAGUUUAUCAUUAAACCUCGUUCCCACACGGUUUGGGAGAAAGAGAAUGUAAAAUUACACUGUUCCGUAGCAGGCUGGCCAGAACCUCGUGUCACUUGGUAUAAAAACCAGGUGCCAAUAAAUGUCCAUGCAAACCCUGGAAAGUAUAUUAUUGAAAGUCGAUAUGGAAUGCACUCUCUGGAGAUUAACGCAUGUGAUUUUGAAGAUACAGCUCAGUACCGGGCCUCGGCCAUGAAUGUUAAAGGAGAGCUUUCAGCAUAUGCUUCAGUUGUGGUAAAGAGAUAUAAGGGAGAGUUUGAUGAGACUCGCUUCCGUGCUGGGGCUUCUACCAUGCCACUCAGCUUUGCUGUGACCCCUUAUGGUUAUGCAUCCAAGUUUGAGAUCCACUUUGAUGACAAGUUUGAUGUGUCUUUUGGGAGAGAGGGAGAGACAAUGAGUCUAGGCUGUCGUGUAGUCAUCACUCCUGAAAUUAAACAUUUCCAACCAGAGAUCCAGUGGUACAGAAAUGGAGAACCUGUUUCUCCAUCAAAAUGGGUGCAAACAAACUGGAGUGGAGAACGGGCAACGCUGACAUUUUCCCAUCUCAACAAGGAAGAUGAAGGCCUCUAUACAAUUCGUGUACGAAUGGGAGAUUAUUAUGAACAAUAUAGUGCUUACGUCUUUGUCCGAGAUGCUGAUGCAGAGAUUGAAGGAGCACCAGCCGCUCCCUUGGAUGUGGUGUGUCUGGAGGCCAACAAAGAUUAUAUCAUCAUCUCUUGGAAACAGCCAGCUGUAGAUGGAGGCAGUCCUAUUCUGGGAUACUUUAUUGAUAAAUGUGAGGUGGGCACAGACAGCUGGUCUCAGUGCAAUGACACACCUGUGAAGUUUGCCCGUUUCCCAGUCACUGGACUGAUAGAAGGUCGUUCCUAUAUAUUCCGAGUCCGAGCUGUGAAUAAAACUGGAAUAAGCCUACCCUCUCGAGUCUCCGAGCCUGUGGCUGCUCUGGACCCAGCUGAGAAAGCUAGACUUAAAAGUCGCCCUUCAGCACCCUGGACUGGACAGAUCAUUGUCACUGAAGAGGAACCUUCAGAGGGUAUUGUUCCUGGGCCCCCCAGAGACCUCUCUGUCACCGAGGCUACCCGCAGCUAUGUCGUGCUCAGCUGGAAGCCCCCUGGCCAGCGUGGCCAUGAGGGCAUUAUGUACUUUGUUGAAAAGUGUGAGGCAGGAACAGAAAAUUGGCAGCGGGUGAACACGGAGCUCCCGGUGAAGUCUCCCCGCUUUGCUCUGUUCGACUUGGCUGAGGGGAAAUCCUACUGUUUCCGCGUCCGCUGUUCUAAUUCCGCAGGAGUUGGGGAACCCUCAGAGGCAACAGAGGUGACCGUGGUAGGGGACAAGCUUGAUAUCCCAAAGGCCCCUGGCAAGAUCAUCCCAAGCAGAAAUACAGACACCUCCGUGGUGGUUACGUGGGAGGAGUCCAAAGAUGCUAAAGAGCUGGUCGGGUACUACAUAGAGUCGAGCGUCGUGGGCUCUGGCAAGUGGGAGCCCUGCAACAACAACCCCGUAAAGGGCUCACGAUUUACUUGUCAUGGAUUGGUGACUGGUCAGAGUUAUAUUUUCCGGGUCAGAGCAGUCAAUGCAGCUGGACUUAGUGAAUAUUCCCAGGAUUCAGAAGCUAUUGAAGUCAAAGCUGCUAUUGGGGGAGGAGUGUCUCCAGACGUGUGGCCUGCACUGAGCGAUGCACCUGGUGGACUAACAGCCUCCAGGGGGGGCGUGCAUGAAGCCUCUCCACCAACCUUCCAGAAAGAUGCUUUACUCGGGGGUAGCAAACCUAACAAACCUUCACUACCCAGUAGCUCCCCAAACCUGGGCCAGACAGAAGUGAGUAAAGUAAGUGAAACAGUUCAGGAAGAGCUUACCCCACCACCACAGAAAGCAGCUCCUAAGGGGAAAAGUAAGUCUGACCCCCUGAAAAAGAAGAAGGACAUAGCGGCACCGUCUCCACCCUACGGUAUCACUUGUCUUGAAAGUUGUCGUGACUCAAUGGUUCUUGGAUGGAAGCAACCAGAUAACACCGGAGGGGCAGAAAUUACUGGCUAUUAUGUGAACUAUCGAGAGGUAAUUGGUGGGGUGCCAGGAAAAUGGAGAGAAGCCAACAUCAAGGCUGUCAGCGAUGAGGCAUACAAGAUUAGCGACCUGAAGGAAAACAUGGUGUAUCAGUUCCAAGUGGCAGCCAUGAACAUCGCUGGGUUGGGUGUGCCCUCAGCAGUAAGCGAGUGCUUCAAGUGUGAAGAGUGGACCAUUGCUGUCCCAGGACCACCACAGAGUCUCAAGUACAGUGAAGUCAGGAAAGACUCCCUGGUUCUCCACUGGAAACCUCCAGUCCACUCUGGGCGAACUCCAGUCACUGGUUACUUCGUGGACAUGAAGGAGGCCAGUGCCAAAGAUGACCAGUGGCGAGGACUCAACAAGGCAGCUAUUAAAAACAUAUACCUGAAGGUGCGAGGUCUGAAGGAGGGUGCCAGCUACGUGUUCCGCGUCCGAGCCAUAAACCAGGCAGGAGUCGGGAAGCCAUCUGACCUCGCUGGCCCUGUUGUGGCAGAGACCCAUCCAGGAACCAAAGAAGUUGUUGUACAUGUGGAUGAUGAUGGAGUCGUUUCAUUGAAUUUCGAAUGUGAUCAGAUGUCUCCAAAGUCCGAGUUCAUGUGGUCCAAAGAUUAUGUGUCCACUGAAGACUCUCCACGACUAGAAGUUGAAAGCAAAGGCAACAAGACGAAAAUAACCUUCAAAGACCUCGGGAUGGAUGACGUGGGCAUUUACUCUUGCGAUGUAACAGACACUGAUGGAAUAGCAUCAAGCUACUUAAUAGACGAGGAAGAAUUGAAACGUUUACUUGCUCUCAGCCAAGAACACAAGUUCCCAGUUGUCCCAGUUAAAUCAGAGUUGGCAGUUGAAAUUCUGGAGAAAGGGGAGGUCCGGUUUUGGAUGCAGGCUGAGAAGCUGUCUGGCAACGCCAAAGUCAACUACAUAUUUAACGAAAGGGAAAUUUUUGAAGGGCCGAAAUAUAAAAUGCAUAUUGAUCGAAACACUGGCAUAAUUGAAAUGUUCAUGGACAAGCUACAGGAUGAUGAUGAGGGAACAUACACUUUUGAGCUUCAUGAUGGAAAAGCAACCAAUCAUUCUACUCUUGUUCUCAUUGGAGAUGUUUACAAAAAACUCCAGAAAGAAGCUGAAUUCCAGCGGCAAGAAUGGAUCAGAAAACAAGGUCCACAUUUUGUUGAGUAUUUGAGCUGGGAAGUGACUGGCGACUGUAAUGUACUAUUGAAAUGCAAGGUGGCAAAUAUUAAGAAGGAGACUCAUAUUGUGUGGUACAAAGAUGAGAGGGAGAUAUCAGUGGAUGAGAAGCAUGACUUUAAGGAUGGUAUAUGUACCCUGCUUAUAACAGAGUUUUCCAAGAAAGAUGCUGGGAUUUAUGAAGUUAUCCUGAAAGAUGACCGAGGAAAAGAUAAGAGCAGACUGAAGCUUGUGGAUGAAGCCUUUAAAGACCUGAUAACAGAAAUAUGCAAAAAAAUAGCUUUGUCUGCUACAGACCUGAAAAUUCAGAGCACAGCUGAGGGCAUCCGGCUGUACUCUUUUGUUACUUACUACCUGGAUGAUCUGAAAGUUAACUGGUCCCACAAUGGGACAGCUAUAAGGUACUCAGACAGAGUUAAGAGUGGGGUCACCGGGGAGCAGAUCUGGCUGCAAAUCAAUGAGCCCACUCCAAAUGACAAAGGGAAAUAUGUGAUGGAGCUCUUUGAUGGCAAAACUGGACACCAGAAGACAGUGGAUCUUUCUGGACAAGCAUUUGACGAGGCUUUUGCUGAGUUCCAGAGGUUGAAACAAGCUGCCAUUGCCGAGAAAAAUCGCGCCCGGGUGCUGGGUGGUCUCCCCGACGUGGUCACCAUCCAGGAGGGCAAGGCCCUUAAUCUCACUUGCAACGUGUGGGGCGACCCAAGUCCUGAGGUCUCGUGGUUGAAGAACGAGAAGCUCCUGGCCUCAGAUGACCACUGCAACCUCAAGUUCGAGGCUGGGAAGACGGCCUACUUCACCAUCAACGGUGUGACCACCUCUGACUCUGGCAAAUACGGGCUGGUUGUGAAGAACAAGUACGGCUCGGAGACCAGUGACUUCACUGUCAGCGUGUUCAUCCCAGAGGAGGAGGCCAGGCAGGCCGCCCUGGAGGCCCAGAAGGGCAGCAAGAAGGCCAAGUGACCGGAGCCUGGCGGCGGGGGCGCCAGGGGAGCCGAGGAGAGCUGAGCUGACCCGCGCCACUGGUGUGAGAAUGGUUUGGGUUAAGGAUGAGGAAGGCUUCAAGCUUUCUCCUCCCGAUUUUGUGCUGGUUUGGGGGAAAAUCUGUCAAGUCUUUUAUUGGUAUAAAAAAAAGCACCAACUAGUAGGUUUUCUUUCUCUACAAAUUAUGUGUUAAGAAAAUAUCAUUGGUGGUACGAAUAUUAGGAAACAGUUUUACAGAAAAGACCAGAAAAAAGUUGGAGGGACAUGGAAUGAUGAUGGGAGAGCAGAAGGAUGUGUUGUGGGACAGUCUGGGUCUGAGCAGUUGUGAAGCCCAUUGGUACACUUUGGUAUGUUUCAUGUGUUGUUAGGGCAGUGAUGUGCGUCUUUGUUGGCAUCUUGUGGUUCGGAACCUCCUCGGUGUGAAUAAACAGUUCUCACAUCUUUCCUCCUC
This is a messenger RNA of Lemur catta (Ring-tailed lemur), 6090 nucleotides long. It is a transcript of the gene MYOM1, whose product is annotated as myomesin 1. The transcript is spliced from 40 exons. Gene Ontology annotation, molecular function: protein binding. The record is from RefSeq and is a predicted model, not a curated record. NCBI's taxonomy places the organism in Eukaryota, Metazoa, Chordata, Mammalia, Primates, Lemuridae. Bases 585 to 5618 code for a protein of 1677 amino acids.